Messenger RNA from Lolium perenne, 1164 nucleotides. RefSeq names its product bark storage protein A. The record is from RefSeq and is a predicted model, not a curated record. Gene Ontology annotation, biological process: nucleoside metabolic process. Gene Ontology annotation, molecular function: catalytic activity. NCBI's taxonomy places the organism in Eukaryota, Viridiplantae, Streptophyta, Magnoliopsida, Poales, Poaceae.
CGCUCCCAGUCCAUUCCACAUUCCAGGAAUGGCCAUGGAGCUCCCUAACCUGAAAAUGGCGCCGGUCCUGCUGCUCUGCUUCUUGCAGCUGGCGGGAUCGUCGAUGGCCCUGCCGGCACUGCCAGGGAUGGACCGGGUGCGGUGGCAGGUCGACAGGGCGAACCGCCGUGGCCCGUCCAUCGGCCUCGUUAUGUCCUACAUCGACGAGGAUACUGCGCUCCAGGCUUCUGGCUACUUCAGUCCUUGGAGUGUCCAGCCCUUCAUUGACCUCUACGGGCGAAGGUUUCACAUCGGCAGUAUUCGAGGUGUGAAUGUUGUAUAUGCCCUGACAGGACAGCGCAGGUUGAAUGCAGCUGUCACCGUACAAACUCUCCUCGAUAUCUUUAGUGUGUCUGGUAUUGUCCAUUAUGGAACAGCAGGAAGCUCUAAUGAUUCAAUGUCAUUUGGCGAUGUCAGUGUGCCCAAGUUAGUUGCUUAUACGGGCGCUUGGACAUGGAAGAGGUUCAAAUCAUUAAAAGAAUCAUCAACAGAACUAAGCUUUGCAGAAUUUAACGUCCCGAAUGGAGGAGAUAACCUACUAGGGUCUCUGAAAUACAGAAAUGAAGAGCUAUACUCUGUUGGUAAGCCCAUGGAAGAAGUUUUUUGGUUACCUGUAGAUUCAGCAUGGUUCAAAAUAGCAGAAGGACUCAAGGUCAACCUUGAAAGAUGCAAUGACACUUUCUGCUUACCAAAAACCCCACAAGUGGUUCAUGGGCUAAAAGGAGCAUCAGCCGACAUGUUUCUUGAUAAUGCAGAAUAUCGGAAUUUUCUUUUCGGAGAAUUUGGGGUAUCAACAAUAGAUGAGGAGAGCGCAUCUGUUGUGAUGACAGCAACAUCUCCUGGCGUACCUGUGAUUGUUUUCCGGGGAGUGUCUGAUCUGGCUGGAGGGGAACCAACGUGGUCAUCAACAAGCCUGAUGAACCUCGCAUCUAUUAAUGCACUUAAAGUGGCAGUCGAGUUCAUCGCUACAAUUGGCAGGCAGAAGUCAACACCAUCAAUACAAAGUUCUAAUAACUGAAACAAAGACUGCCAUGCCCACUGAUCAGAUCUGCAAUGUAAUUUUAAACACUGCAUGUAUACUACAUUCAGAGUGAGAAGCGAUCCAUCGCUUGAAAUUAUGCGUAA